This is a messenger RNA of Pararge aegeria (speckled wood butterfly), 706 nucleotides long. Its product is annotated as apolipophorin-3-like. NCBI's taxonomy places the organism in Eukaryota, Metazoa, Arthropoda, Insecta, Lepidoptera, Nymphalidae. The record is from RefSeq and is a predicted model, not a curated record. The transcript is spliced from 4 exons. The coding region runs from base 93 to 656 and encodes 187 amino acids. Gene Ontology annotation, molecular function: lipid binding. Gene Ontology annotation, cellular component: extracellular region. Gene Ontology annotation, biological process: lipid transport.
CCUGCUUAUAUACGACGCACGCUCCUGAAACCGGCAUACCGUUCCGGGCUCUCGUACCAACAACAUCAACUCGUAAACUGUACUAAAUCAAAAUGGCCAGAUUUGUUGUCCUGUUCCUCGCUUGCUUGGCUUUGGCUGCAGCGAGACAAGUACGUCGUGACGCUCCGGCCUCAUCCCCGUGGCAAGAGAUCGAGAAGCAUGCGACAGAGUUCUCGAAGACCUUCACCGAGCAAAUCAACUCGCUCGCCAACUCGAAGAACACCCAGGAGGUCAACAAGGCGCUGAAGGACGGCUCGGACUCCGUGUUAAAGCAGCUCUCAGCUUUCUCAUCCACCCUUCAGACCGCGGUAAAUGAAGCCACUGGUAAAGCGAAGGAGGUCCUCGAGCAAUCCCGCACCAACAUCCAACGCACCGCCGAAGAGUUGCGCAAGUCCCACCCCGAGGUAGAACAGCAAGCCAACGCUCUGCGGGAGAAACUCGAGAGUGCUGUCAAGAGCGCGGUUGCUGAGAGCCAGAAGUUGGCCAAGGAAGUAGCAGCCAACAUGGAGCAGACCAACCAGAAGUUGGCCCCGCAGAUCAAGUCCGCUUACGACGACUUCGUGAAGCAAGCCGAGGAGGUGCAGAAGAAGUUGCACGAAGCCGCCACCAAGCAGUAAGCAGCGGUGCUGUGAUAUGUUAACAAUAAUAAAAUAGCUGUAUUCUUAUA